UCUCACUCCUCUAUCAUCUUCACUUCGACCAACUUGUAAAAUGUCCGGCCUCAAUACAGGAGACGAGAAACUCGUUUUCGAGUCCUCAGAAGCCGUUUCUGUCGUGUCAACUUUUGAUGACCUUGGUUUGAAGGAGGACCUGUUGCGUGGCAUCUAUGCAUACAACUUUGAAAAGCCUUCGGCGAUCCAGCAACGUGCCAUCCUUCCUAUAACUCAAGGACGCGAUGUUAUUGCCCAGGCUCAGUCCGGAACGGGUAAAACAGCCACAUUUUCCAUCUCAAUACUCCAGUCCAUCGAUGUCACUGUCAGAGAAACGCAGGCACUCGUCCUGUCGCCCACAAGAGAACUUGCAACUCAAAUUCAGUCAGUGGUUCUUGCUUUGGGAGACUACAUGAACGUGCAGUGUCACGCUUGCAUUGGCGGUACCUCGAUUGGGGAAGAUAUUCGGAAACUAGAGUACGGUCAACAUGUAGUUUCUGGUACCCCGGGACGUGUUUUCGACAUGAUCAGAAGGCGAAGUCUUAGGACCCGUAACAUCAAAAUGCUGGUCCUUGAUGAAGCCGACGAACUGCUGAACAAGGGAUUCAAAGACCAGAUAUAUGAUGUUUACAGGUAUCUACCUCCUGCAACUCAAGUCGUCGUUCUCAGCGCGACCUUACCCUACGAUGUUCUGGAAAUGACGACAAAAUUCAUGACGGAUCCCAUCCGUAUUCUCGUUAAGCGUGACGAGUUGACGCUGGAAGGUAUCAAGCAGUUUUUCGUCGCCGUAGAGAAGGAGGACUGGAAAUUCGACACGCUUUGCGAUCUUUACGACACUUUGACGAUCACUCAAGCUGUGAUCUUCUGCAAUACAAGGCGGAAGGUGGACUGGUUGACCGAAAAGAUGAGAGCUUCAAAUUUCACCGUAUCCUCGAUGCAUGGUGAAAUGGUUCAAAAGGAGCGAGAUGCGAUCAUGGCCGAAUUCCGAGGAGGGACAUCUCGUGUCCUCAUUACAACCGAUGUUUGGGCUCGAGGUAUCGAUGUGCAACAAGUUUCGCUGGUCAUCAACUACGAUCUUCCAGCAAAUCGUGAAAACUAUAUCCAUAGGAUUGGUCGUUCCGGUCGUUUCGGACGGAAAGGUGUCGCUAUCAACUUUGUGACGGUCGAUGAUGUUCGAAUCCUACGGGAUAUCGAAAUGUAUUACAGUACCCAAAUUGAUGAAAUGCCAGUCAAUGCCGCGGAGCUGAUUUAACGCAUCGUUUUUCUGGUGCUUCUUUUCGAGUGUCUGCAUCGUUUUCGAUAUGGUUAUAUUAUGAAAUGUAGUGUAAACUCCCAGUCCACGCCACGUUAAUGCGACAUUCAUCUCUGACA
Messenger RNA from Marasmius oreades (fairy-ring Marasmius), 1350 nucleotides. It is a transcript of the gene FAL1, whose product is annotated as RNA helicase. Gene Ontology annotation, cellular component: nucleolus; catalytic step 2 spliceosome. Gene Ontology annotation, molecular function: mRNA binding; ATP binding; RNA helicase activity. The record is from RefSeq and is a predicted model, not a curated record. The transcript is spliced from 9 exons. Bases 41 to 1231 code for a protein of 396 amino acids. NCBI's taxonomy places the organism in Eukaryota, Fungi, Basidiomycota, Agaricomycetes, Agaricales, Marasmiaceae.